UUAUUAUUACUGUUUUGACUUGCCCUCCUCUUAUUUCCUCAUUAUUAUGAUUAUUAUUACUUCUACAUUGUCAUUCUUCAGGUUGCUAUUGUAGUAGUGUAUAUAAUAUAUGUGUAUAUAAUUUUUUUUCUCUUCUCAUUCAUGUACUCUGACCUGUCCACCCAGUUACCUUUACCUCAGUACCUGACUGUAUUGUUGUUAAGUUUUUUCAUCUGUUCUUUGUUGUUUUGUUUUCUUUGUAUGUUAUCCCAAUUUGUUUAACUCUUGCAUAUUCUAAUAAAUAAAUAAAAAGUUUUAUUUGAAAGCGUCAGUUACAAAUUGGCACUGGAUUUUGUAUCUCUACUUUGCAUGUACUUGAUCAAAAACGAGAUCAAUUGGCUUCUAACAUUGGCGUCCAAAAAAAAACAUGUCCAAAAUCCAUUAGAGCACAGUCCUGCUACCCAUUUAUAAACUUUUUUUUAUGCCAAUGUUGGAUGUCAAUUAGAUGUCGUUUUGAGGUAGUCAACUGACAUCAGAUUAAUUAGAAUUUCUGAUGUAUUUUAUGACAUGUUUUUGAUGUUUAGUUUGUGCCUUUUGGAAUGUGUGUGUGAUACAUAAAUUAUAACUAAAAACAGAUUUACAGCUCGGUGGAAAGAAGACUUAUCAAUAAAUAAUGACUUGUUCCUCAUAAUUGCUUAGAAGACACUUUAAAAUUGCUUUUGUGUGUGUGUGUGUGUGUGUGUGUGUGUGUGUGUGUGUCCAUUGUAAUCGUACAGAAAAGAGAAACAAGCAUAGUCUUCAAAAUAUCUCCUGUUUGGAACAAUUGAAGUAAUAUAAAUAUGAAAAUGAUUGAAUAGAAGCGAACUAGUUCUGUGACCAAAGUCUUUCUAUCAUCUUUUCUAUGCGAGAGAUGUUUCAUUUUUAACCUAGUUUCUCACAGAGGAUCUCAGUUUUUAAAUUCCAAGUCGUCUUUUUAGUAUGAGUCAGUGUUCAAUCCCCCCCAUGCUGAGAGCAGAGGCAAAUCUGCCAUCCCCUCAAAUAUGAUCCCUCAACAACAAAGAUCUGAGCAUGCUCAGUGGGGUCUGUGAUGCUGUUGCUAUAGGACUGUGGGGCUCAGAACCGCUGGGCUGGAGCAGGAGGAGGAGGGAGGCUGAGAGAAGCUCAUGAGCCGAGGAGUGCAGAGCAGAAAGAAGUGGGAUUAAACAGGAACUAUAUGAGAGAUGUUACCCGUUUCCUAUUUUUUUUAAUUUUCUUUGCUUAGACUCUGCUGAGUGGAUGUGGAGCAUUAGGUUGUGGCCAGGCGGUGUGUUUGCUCCAGUUACUGGCAGUGCAGACAGAAUGAGAGUGACUCUGUGCUGGCUCUAGGAUUGAUGGGGCUUCACGGAUGGAAUCUGUCUUGAAAGCAAUAAAAAUGCAGGCAUCUGAGGUUACAAGAGAUUCUGCUGAUGCUUGUGUUCACGCUGUUUAUGUCACUUAGCCAUCCUGUCAUGCAAGGACUGAUUUGAAGGUUGAAGUGCUGGUGCUUAGAAAAUGGACGUCUCCCCAAAGUCAGGAGAAACUCUGAUUGUGUGCCGCAUCCACGGCCAGUCUUUUGGGUGGCACCUAUGUAACUUGGUACAGACAUCCAGGCGGCCACGCUCUUUGAAUUUGACCCACAGUUUAUCAUUACCUGAGAGAGGCAAUCUUCCAAGGGAAGCUCUUGACUUUGGCUGUCUAAAUCACAUCAGCAAGUCGAGUUCAACAGAAAGAGCAGAUAAGAAGGGGACUGAAAAUUCAAGAGGAUAUGAAUCAUCCCCAAUGCUUUGGGUUUUGUCAGAGGACUCUCCAUUGACCAGUCCUCCGCUUAAAAAAGAGGCAUUGCAUCGUAGAUGUACUCCCAGAUGGCAAAACCUCUUCAUCCCUGAAGCAGAAGUGAAUGAGGAUGAAGAGGAUGAGGACUCAGAUGGGGACAACUUGCACAAGUACCAUGAAGGGUCAUCCCUUCAACUACAAGGAAACGUUACUCAAGGUAGUAUGGAUCCUUCGAGCCAAGCCAAAGAAAACAAAGAUCAAGGUUGCAGUGAUAGCAAAGGAACCCCUGUAUUAAUGGACUGUGAUGAACAGGAUUGGGGAGAUGAGGAACACUUUAGCAAUCAUUCUCUUGAGGAACCUGAUCAUUGCUGUCCUCCAACUGAAAACCUUAUCAAAUCCAUUAGUCAAAACCAAACAGACUAUAUCACUGACUCUUCCUGCAACAGUUCAGAUGGAGUACUAGUUAACUUCAGUGCCAUCUACAACAAAACCAACAAUGCCGUUCCGGCUGCUCCAUUUAACCUAGAUAGUCCUGUUGGUGGACCAUGUACAGUGUUACAAGACAGUUCAAAACCUUUGCCCAGUUGGUCAUCUCACAACAUUGAUCCAAACUGCAACAUCUUUCCAUCAAACUCUGAAUCCAUUCCAUCAAUAGAAAUGUCUGACCUUACCUUGUGUCUGCAGAGUCAGGCACGUUUAGCAGGUUCCACUCAGAAUUACUAUAAACUGGUGACGUGUGACCUAUCAUCCCAGUCUUCACCUAGCCCACCUUGGUCCUCUUUGACCAGUUUUUCUGAGACUCAAAGCCAGGGAAGCUGUUCUCCACCUUCUGAAUAUUUCCUCUUUGAACAUUCAGAGGAAGAGAAAAGAGAGAUGCGGAAGGCUGACCAAAGUGAACAUCAGAGUGAUGGGAACAUUCAAAUGAAGAAUUCCAAACAUGCCUCAAAGGACCAAACUAAACCAACAAAAGAGAGAAUGAAACCCUGUCAGGCUGCCUCCAGAGAAAAGGAUAAUCGUAAUUCUUUGAAGACUCCUCAGUCUCAGAGCUGGAUUGGCAGCCAUAAAUGUACCUUAUCAACACUGGGAGCCUUACAAAACAGCUGCCCCUGCCAUUUAGACACAGGCUUAUCUUCACCUUCGUCUAGGCAACAUGCCACCUCUUUUGCAGAAAUUGCCAGUUGUAAGAAAGGAAUUGGAGAAUCUUAUUUAAAAUUGACCACAGAUGAUCCAUCAAGUUCAAGUUUCAUCCAUGAGAUCACCUCCAUCCAGAAACAGCUUGACUCAGAGAUGAUAACAAAUACGAGUGCUGACAGCUGUAUUUACUCCACUCCACAAGGUGCAUGUGCUUCAUCUCCAGAAGUUGUGCGAUACACUAAAGCACAAAGGCCCAACUUUCUCCCCAUCCAACCCUUUGUGCUUCAGGCACCCUCAGGAAAGCAACAGAGCAAGGCACUUGGGUCCCUUCUUAAUCAGUACAUCAGCCACAAAUACAGCAACCCUGGGCCAUCCAAAGCAUGCAAAAGCAAGGCAACUCCCUACCAUUUGCAACCUUCUUCUCUCGAUAGCUCCUCUACUAUCUAUCUGGAAGCAGUGACCAGUUCAGACACUUGUUCUACCUGCACAUCAAGUCCUAUUUUGCCCAAUAAUUGCCCCCCAUGUACUCAGCCCUGCACCCUGCUGGGGCUCAUUCACCAGGACUUGAUGAAUAGAAAUCCACUUAUGAGUCAGAAUAGAAGAUCAAGAACUCCGGAGCAAUCCGAUGAUAGUCCAAAGCCCUGCUCAAGUCAAACAUUAUUAAGCCAAAAACAAUUAUAUUCUGGACAAAGGGGUUCUGAGAAUUGUCUUGCUGAGCAGAUGCCCCUUGUACAAACACAGACUAAUUCAGUACUAAAAAAGGAGACUACAUGUUCGCCAGAUGCAUCUCAUUCUUUACAUCAAAGCUCCUCCCCUGCCAUCACUUCAGUCACCUCCUUAACCUCUAUUAACUCCCUCAUCUCUCUGUCCACCACUGGAUGGAAAUCCAAUGAAGAUGUCACCACCAAUACUUACCACAUCUUUGGGCCAAAAGAGUCACCUUGUGUUAUGAGGGAACAUCAACAUGGUGACUCAUUCUCUAUGACUGACAACCCCCCUGAGCAGUUCAGUCUCUCACCAGAAGACCCUUCAGAUCUACUUUCAAUAGAUCUUCUUCACAAGAGAAGUAUGUUGAAAGCUGUGAGUUUGGCAGUGAAUGAUAUAACAGCACACUUUAACUCAAGACGAGAUCCAGAAGAAAAGAUCAGACUAGGAAAUAGUUUACUGUGCUCCACUAUCAACCAUCUUGUCCUUAAACAGCUUUACCCCAGAAUCCAGAACAUCCUUCAAGAUGGUUUAAAAGCCUAUACAUUGGAUUUGAUUAUUGGACAAAGACGUAACAAACUAUGGAACGUCAUUGAGGCCACGGCACAACCAGGCUCAUCUACCCGACUGCCUGACAGCUUGGUGUCUGUUGUAAAAAGAUGUUCCCAUAUACCAAGUCACAAGCGGCUCAGUGUUUUCUUCACAGAUCUGCUAAAUUUGCGUGCGUUGGAGUUCUGGAUCCAUCAUUUAUACACUUCCAUUGGUAGGUACUGCAUUAUAAUAUUUAGAGGUGAAAAGAAUAUGUUUGUUAUCUCUGUCCAGAUACUUAUGAUUUUUAUACUCGGUUCUUUCCAAGAUGUUGUUACAGAACACUACUACCAAUGGGGAUUCUUAGCUCUGGCCCAGGGGCCCACUUAUGGACCACUUUUCCAGGAAAUGCUUCUUUUGCUGCAGCCACUUUCCCUGCUUCCAUUUGACCUCCACCUUCCAUUCCAAACUAACCUUCAAUGUAAGGAAAAAUCAAAACAAAGAGGAUCCCUAUCUCAUCACCUUCUAGCCCAGUCAGCUCAAAUCCUUCAGAUGAGCUCUAUCCAGACAACCAGCAAGAGUGCAACAGGUCACAGUGAUGCCAGCAAAAUGGCCAGAUUUAAAGAGACACAGUGUGUAAUACAGAAGAAAGAAGAUGAAGCAGCUGAAAAGCAAAACAGUGAAAUGGCCCAAUCUUCAAGUCUUCUGGAGGAUAAACACUUGAGUGAGCUAAAAUGGGCCAGACUCUUUGGCUCUGGAGUCUCUAAAACGCCAGUUUGGCCUGAAAAGUCCCAAAAAAAUCUUACUAGGAGGCCAUCAGAAUGGCUGAAGCUUGGUGCAUCAAAAGUGGAUCUGUUUGCUCAGUCAGUGUGGACAAGAAAAUGGCCAGAGCAGUAACCAUGACAGAGACACAUGCAGCAGAUAAGGAUGAAAUAUUACCUCUAAAGUGCUCCCAAGGAAUAUUGGCACAACUAAUUCAAAAUUCAAAUCAGCUGAAGGACAUUUUAACUUUAUAAUAUGGGGCUAUUAAAGGCUUGAUUCUGAUUGGUUGAUCAGAAUCAAAUGCUAAGGUUUGUGAUUGUUUUCAAGAUAAUUCACAGCUAAAGUAGUUCCUGGCAGGUUUUGCUGAUAAUAACGUUCCACCAAACUUCUGCCAGAUUUUUUCAAUUAUUUUAAAGAUUCUUACACACAAACAUCCUGACCAAGCAAAUAAAUAUAUUACACAAUAGUAUAAAAAUGAAUAAUUACUUCCUGUAAUUCUGUAUUUUUAUGAUACCUACUCUCCUUUUCCCACUCUAUCUCCCAUACAAGCACGCAUACAUACAUUACAGAUAUGCCUUCUCUUGCAGAGGGACGUGCUUUCAGUGCUGCCUCGUGACUUUAUCAAUAAUGUAGUUUUAGAACGAAAAAUCUACUUUGCAAUUCAGUUGCAACAACUACCAGUACUGUUGAAAACCCAGAGACUCAGGUAAUUUACACAUAAAUCACUCUCUCUUUUAUCGGAGGAUCAAAUAUCCAUUAUAAACUCUGAAAUGUUUUGGAAUUAGCAACUGAGUAAUGAAAUACUAUCCAUGGGAAAUUAAUCUAAUCCUACAAAGAAAAUUUUAAGAGUCAAACCCUAAAAAAUAUUUUGAAAUAAAUAAGCUGGAUAGAGUCUUUAAGUUUGGUAACAAUAGUAUACAUGUACUGUACACUAGGUGAAAUAAUUGACUGCGGGCCGUUGAAUUAUUAGUAAAUAAUCCACAUCAAUAAAUAAAGUUCACUCUUUUUUCCGUUAUUAUUUAUAACAGGGGUGUUCAAACACUUUAAGGACCGGUGUCCUGCAGAUUUUUAGCUCCAACUAGCCUCAACACAUCUGCAAGGAUGUUUCUAGAAAGCUUAGUAAGAGCUUGAUUAGCUAGCCCAGGUGAGUCUGAUUGGGGUUGAAACUAAACUUUGCAGGACACCGGCCCUCCAGGACCGAGUUUAGACAUGCCUGAUUCAUAAUAUAGUCAAGAAAUGCUCCAGUGUAAAAUGCAAUUGCACCAAUUUCGUUUCUGGACAGAAUGUUGCCUUAGUGAUUUACCAAUCAGGUGAAUUUGUAUUAUAACUUAGUCUUUAAAAGUACCAAAAUAUUCACCUCUAAACUGUAAGCCAUGGUGUGAUGAAGGUUUUUUAGAUUGAAUUUUUAACAUAGCUAAAGUAAUAGUACACAGUAUAUAACAAAGACAGACAUAAUCUUUUAACAAUUAAGCACAAAACUGGAGUUGAGGUCCCCAGAGGGGUUUACCCAACAGCCCCUGCACUUUAUCUCUGUCUCAGGUCAUUGUAAUUCUGGUCAUAUCCUUUCUCCUGUUGAACUAUGUGGCUUUAUGAAAGGUAAAUUUCCUCAUGGUCUGUUUGAAAUCAUUUCUAUAACAGAAAAUUAAUUUCCACGCAUGAUACAACUGCUUAAAUAUCUAAGCAUGACAAAACAAUAAUUUAACAUUUUCAGUAUUCAGUAAAUUACAGCCGCUGGUUUUAUUGCAAUUUUGCACAAUAAAAUCUACUAAAUAUUGCUAUUUUCUUUGAUCAAAAGUGCAUGCUGAGUACUUAUACUGUGUUUUGCUGCUUUAAUGAAGUAGUGAUAUUUGUUGAUAAAUACAUUUGUCCAAGUGUGACCCGUGAUGUUAGUGAUACCAAAAAAGAGUUCAUUAACAGUUUGAUUUUGAGUGUUUUAACAUAUUUUUUUUCUUAUUUCCUGAUGAAGUUGUGCCUGAUUGAACCCUUGUGAUAAUAAAGAUUUGUUGAGUCAUCA
This is a messenger RNA of Danio rerio (zebrafish), 6913 nucleotides long. Lineage: Eukaryota; Metazoa; Chordata; Actinopteri; Cypriniformes; Danionidae. The record is from RefSeq and is a predicted model, not a curated record.